Messenger RNA from Glarea lozoyensis ATCC 20868, 1557 nucleotides. Its product is annotated as Cytochrome P450. The transcript has 6 exons. The coding region runs from base 1 to 1557 and encodes 518 amino acids. The record is from RefSeq and is a predicted model, not a curated record. NCBI's taxonomy places the organism in Eukaryota, Fungi, Ascomycota, Leotiomycetes, Helotiales, Helotiaceae. Gene Ontology annotation, molecular function: iron ion binding; oxidoreductase activity, acting on paired donors, with incorporation or reduction of molecular oxygen; monooxygenase activity.
AUGUGGUUAACAAUCCUCACCCUCCUUCUCAUCUACACCCUCGCUCUCGUAAUCUACCGUCUUUACUUUCAUCCCCUUUCCUCAUUCCCAGGUCCGAAACUCGCCGCCGCCACAAAAUGGUACGAAGCAUACUAUGAUCUCUUCGUAUCCGGAGGUGGCCAAUUCGUCUUCGAAGUCGAGCGUAUGCAUGAAAUCUAUGGUACUCCGCCCAUACAUAAACCUUUAAUUCCCAAGACUCACACAACCACAGGUCCGAUCGUGCGAAUCAAUCCCCACGAACUUCAUAUUAAAGACGCCGAUUGGUAUGAGGUAUUGUACACGAAAUAUCCUACGCAAAGAGAUAAAUACCGACCCGCAGCCGAAAUGGCUGGCGCGCCAUUAUCUGCAUUCGGAACAUCCGCCCACGCUCUCCAUCGCAAGCGCAAAUCAGCAGCCUCCCCUUUCUACUCCACGCGUGCUAUUUCCGGCUAUGAGCCCGCCAUACGGGACUUUGCUACGCGUCUCUCAUCUGCUUUUCAAGGCGUCUACGAGACAAAAGGUGUCGUCGACACGAAAACCACGUUUCUCGCUUAUGCAUCAGACUUGCUUUGUGAGAUAGCUUUUGGUGGUGCGUUGGGUUUGAUGGAUGAUGAAAUUAAGGCGAGGGAGUGGGCGGAGACUAUGGAAUCACUUGCGCUAGCUACGCCAUUGGUGAAGCAGUUUACUUUUCUAGCGGGGGUCGGCAAGUUGGCGCCGAGAUGGAUGUUGAAGUAUCUCGGGCCUGGGGGAAGGGUUUUAGGACUACAGUUUGAAAUGCAUGAUCGUGCUGCCGACUUCCUUAAAUCCAAAAACUCGAAUCCUGGAGACGGAGAUAGUAAACAGCGGUUUUUGGAAGUGAUUCACACCUCUUCUCUGCCGCCUGAGGAAAAAGGCGUGGAGCACCUCGCCCAACAUGCAUUUGGUCUUUUGGGUGCCGGUGGGGAAACACUCGCGAGAGUCUUGAGCUCGACGGUAUUCUUCAUCCUAGACACACCCGAAGUCCAUGCGCUUCUAAUGCAAGAACUUCGAACCACAAUACCCUCUCCAACAGACCCAAUUCCAGAUCUAAAAGUCUUACGAACUUUACCAUAUCUCACCGCAAUAAUCAAAGAAAGCCUUCGAAUCACCUCCGUGGUAUCGAGUCGACAACCUCUCGUCUCGCCAACUCCGCUAUCGUAUCCGCCCUGGGUUAUCCCCGCCAAUACCCCAACAUCCCUCUCAACCCGCGAUAUCCUUAACGACCCAGCCAUCUUUUCCAACCCUUCUACAUUCAACCCGUCAAGAUGGCUCGACCCCAAUUCCGCUUCUUUGGAAAAGUAUUUCGUGCCGUUUAGUAAGGGGUCGCGUUCUUGUCCUGGUUUUGAAAUCGCAUACGCAGAAUUAUACAUCACACUAAGCACACUUUUCCGUCGCUUCGAGCUCGAGCUAUACGAUACGAUCCGAGAACGCGAUGUAGAUUUCAAGCGAGACUUUUUCCUAGCGGGACAGAGUGUUGAGGGGAGGGGGGUGAGAGUUAGGGUUUUGGGAAUGUGUGAGUAA